AUGAGUGACAAUUGGCGGCUGGACGUCAAGUUCCAAGGUCACUCCAUUGACCUAAUCGGACGCCUCCCAGCAGAGAAACGCGCGCUCUUGCGGGACUUUCCACGUCGCCUCGUAGUCAGCACCAAGGCCAAGCUGUCUGCGAUCCCGCACAAGGGCUUUUUCUGCAAGUUCUUCGCCAAGAAUUGUGAGGAGAUGAAGGUUUACAUGAAGAAACACGAGUGUGCGCUGUGCGUGCAAUUCGUGGCUUCUACGUUCAAUUUCACGCUCUAUUUGCUGGUACCAGCGGCAUUGAAGGGGUUAAAGUGUCUGCAUCGACUACGGAAGAGUGGAGCAAGUUCGGAUUCCAUUCAGUCGUUGUGCACGGAUCGAGACGGCGUAGUGAUUGGAUUUAUUGUGUCGGAAGUGAACGUGGAAAUGGAAGAAAAGCUGCAGGAGAAGCUAAAAGUGAUGGAAGAACUGGAGUCGUCGGCCAAGGCGAUUUCGCACACGUUUGGUGACCCGAUGCUGGAAUUUGACUUGCUGAUUGACCAGUUAGACACGAAGCCGUCGGCUGUUCAGGCCUGCUCGAAGUUUAUUGUUUGUCAUCAGCAUUUACACGAAGCUAUAUGUCGGAAGCUAGCUUGGGUGAUGAAUGCUAUGCACUCUCCAAAAGCUAGGGCCAGCAUUGUGUACGUUGUCCACGAUGUCAUUAAGAUGGUUCGCGCAAAUUGUCCACAAAAAGACCGUAAUGCAAAAAUGCGCGAGUCUGCACUGGUGCUAUCCCUCGAAAAGAUCCUGUUUCAGCUGACGCAAAGGAUGAAAGGCGAUGUAAAGCACAAUCUCAAUGUUCGAGCGGUGUUCGAGUUCUGGACAAAGUGGGGGAUGCAGUACUCGGCGCCAGUAGCAGAUAAAGCAGAUAUACGAAGACACGACUCCAUGCUCAAGAUUGAUGAGACAUUCGAUAUGCUGGAGCGAGAGGUUGGGCUCGUGUCCGAUGCUUCGACAUCACCCAUUAAACCAUCAGCGCCUCCCAAGGUUGUGGCAUUUAUGAGGAAGCACAACAUCCAACCGGGGCCAUGGGAGAUCUACCUAGAGCGUGCGUCACCUCAAGAAAUGGAGGAACUUGACGCUGUUCUCGACUUGAAUACCAAGUAUUUUGAUUAUAAUCACUGGGAUCCGGCUGAAAAGGGAGGCAGACGCGGUGGUGAGAUGUUUUUGCAUCAUUACACCAAGUCAAUAAUGCCGUGGCUGCUGCAUGAGUCGUCAUCCUCAAAUCUUGUGAAUUCCGGGAAGAGAAAAAACGCGAAGGACUCUCUGAUUUUGCUGCGUGGCGCGUUCCUGUGCACGUGGGACCUUGAUCCGACUGCAGCGCGUGCUGUUUCUGACAUCGAGCACUCAUUGCUAGACGACAUGUGGAAAAAAAUGGAGUAUGUGAAGUGUCAGAACCCUUCAGCAUUUGUAUUUGGGAAGGUAAGACGGGUGAAGACAAUUCAGUUUGCUAAUAGUCCUGCGACAGAUGCAAUUCUGAAGACCGCCGAAGAUGAGUCGAACGUACAAUCGAGUGCACUCGUUGCAGAGCUGAUCAAGGUCUUCAAGCUGGAUACGAUGGCGCGUGAAAUGGUUGCUAAAGUCAAGAUAAAGUCCGAUUUGUGCUACAUUGCAAAAGAACUGUGUCAUCGUUGCCGCCACCACAUGGUGGCAAACCCUUCAGUGCAUAUGGUGAAACUUUGCCAAAAGGUGCUUGCCACUAAGAAUCCGAUGAAGGCUUACUCAUUGGCUAUGAAAAGCAUGAUUUCUCGGCAAAUGAAGAUGUUUCCAACGCUUGACCAGGAGGCAAAGAAAAAGCGGAAGUUGGAGAGCAUUAGUGCGUCAUUUUCUCCCGUCACUGAAAGCGAAGCGUCUAGUCCACCUCAAUCCGACCUAACCGAUGCUGAGCUGGCCGCUGUAAAGCGACGAAUUCCAAAGCCUCCCAAGUUGCUAUUUCGAAAGGUUGACCUGAAAACGAUCACGUUUCAGGAGACGAAUGAUAAUGGCACAGUUGGUGUCGCAGUUUCGGGCAUUCCCAAUGCUGGGAAAGGACUGUUUAAUCUCUCAGCCCACACAUGGCCAGCGUUCUCGGUAGUCUGCAUUUUCGGUGUCCGGCGAAUUACGAAAGAAAUGCACCAUGAUGGCUUGAACAAGGUAGCACGGUGCGGCGAGCUGGGGGAGACCUUUGUUGUUGUCAAUGGCACCGUUCGCGACGUGGACAAGUUCCAGACACAGUACGGUCACCGCUUGAUGCCUUUUGACGGUUUGGUCGAUGCGGAUGGAUCCGUUGGCGGUUUCCCGAAUGAUCGUGUAUACGAAUACCCCGCGGACGUUUAUUGGGACGCGUCUGGAUUUUACAACAACUGCAUUCUUGUGCCCGGCUGUGUGAUCGAGAAUCCACAGAAUACGACAAGUCCGAUCGUGCUGAACCAGUUGUACAUCGUCACGUGGAAAGAGGUGUCUGUGCGCGAGGAGUUUUUCCUAGCGUACGGAACGUCGUAUUACGAAGACGACGAGAAAAUCAGCACCAUCAGUGAUAGAAGCAGCGUCUAG
This is a messenger RNA of Peronospora matthiolae, 2559 nucleotides long. The record is from the annotation of a GenBank genome assembly. Lineage: Eukaryota; Oomycota; Peronosporomycetes; Peronosporales; Peronosporaceae.